AUGGAAAACUUGAAAGACACUCAAAAAAGGCAAUCAGAUGGGAUGGAGGACAAUCAAAGUAAGCGACCACGACGCAGUGGCAGCAGUGCAAUUUCUUAUCUGUCACAAAGAGCUGACAUUAACUACGAGCUUAAACAGGAGGAGUUGAAGCUGAAGAGAGAUCGACAAGAGUUUGAGAAGAAACAAAUGGAAGUUUCUGCAAAUGCACAGAAGCAGUUCCAAGAGCAGCACAGUCAGCUUCUAAAGGUAGUGUUGCAGCAACAGCAACAACAGAGCCAACAAACACUGCUCAUGAUGCAACAGCAGCAGCAGCAAACAAAGGCAUUAUUGGACAUUAUGGAGCAUAUCGUAAAUAAAUAA
This is a messenger RNA of Porites evermanni, 360 nucleotides long. Lineage: Eukaryota; Metazoa; Cnidaria; Anthozoa; Scleractinia; Poritidae. The record is from the annotation of a GenBank genome assembly.